AAGAAAGAAAGAAAAAAAAAACACAUGUAUUCCUGACAGCCCAUUGGUCCAAAUUUUCCCUGUGCUGCCACAAUACAGCACACACGUGACCUCCCCUGUUUUCACCCAGUUAAACGCAUGUACUUAAAAGACAGGCCACUACCAUUCACCAACACACAAGCACGAUAAACACAGUAUUCAUGUCAGAAAGGUAAGAUCGCUGGUACUGGGGGGACUCGGAUCACUGGACGUGGACCAUGGCGGCUGCCACGAGCAGCAACACAUCCACAGCCACGCUACAGAUCAAGCACUCCAGUAUCGAGCAUACGCGGAAACGCAUAGACCCGAGGAGGAGGCAAGCGGCGCUGUCUUUUCUCAGCAACAUUUCUCUGGAUGGACGACCCGUGCAAGACGAUGCAGACAAUCAAAACGAAGAGGAUAACUCGCUCGAAGCUAGGACUAGACACAGCCUGGUUUCUCCGGAGCGCACGACGCUCGGAGCCGCUGGCGCCGCCGCUGCUGCUGCGGCUGCGGCGGCGGCGGCGGCGACCACGGCCGCCCAGGCGCUCGCUUUUGCAAACCAGGCUCUGCUCGCCAACAGUCGGGCCAGUUUUGGGACAAGUCCCGCAGCUGCCCAGGUGAACACGGACCCGGAUGGCGACGCUUUUGUGCCCUCCACGUUCAGCUCGCCAUUCUCCGCGGUCCCGAUCUCGACUAGAGGGAGGCUGCAGACCUACACUCAGGGAAUCCUACCUGCCCCUUACUCCAGACAAACCUCCCAGAACUACAGCCUGGAGGGCGGACAGAUAGCCAACUCUGCGAUAGAGCUGCAGAGAUCAAGACGAAGACUCAUCUCUCAGCGCUCUUCACUUGAAACGCUAGAGGACAUUGAGGAGAAUGCUCCUCUACGCAGAUGCCGAACCCUAUCGGGUUCACCCCGACCAAAGAGCUUUAAGAAGAUCCACUUCAUAAAGAACAUGAGGCAACAUGAUAUGCGCAAUGGAAGGAUAGUCCUUAUCAGUGGCAGAAGAUCCUUCUAUAGUGUAUUUUCUGUCCUGCCCUAUCGAGAUUGUAGCCAAGCAGGGGAUGUAAAGCUGGAAGGAGGGCGUCAACGGCACCCGUCAGGAGGCGUCAGUGCCAAGGAGAUGGUGAUUGGACUAGAGGGAGUGGAGUUAGGAGCUGAUGGAAAGACUGUGUCCUACACCCAGUUCUUGUAUCCCACUAAUGUGCUGGGUGGUCGAAGAAACACCAUCGACUCCACCUCGUCAUUCUCUCAGUCUCGUAACGCCAGCCAUAGAAGCCUCAGUUUGGGCCGAGCCAACAGCAACCAGAGCAGCUUAGACACAGGGAAUGACUUGGGGGACUUUCGUGAAUAUGACCCCAAUUUGUUGGAUGACCCGCAGUGGCCUUGUGGAAAACACAAGAGAGUCCUCAUCUUCCCCUCCUACAUGACUACGGUCAUUGAAUACGUCAAACCCUCUGACCUCAAGAAGGACAUGAACGAAACCUUCAAGGAGAAAUUCCCCCACAUAAGGCUCACACUCAGCAAGAUUAGGAGCUUGAAAAGGGAGAUAAGGAAGUUGGCUCAGGAUGAAUGUGGUUACGAGGAACCGACAGUGGCCAUGGCUUUCGUCUACUUUGAAAAACUCGUUCUUCAAGGCAAACUAAACAAGCAGAAUCGUAAACUCUGUGCCGGAGCUUGUGUCCUUCUGGCGGCCAAGAUUGGUGGUGAUCUCAAGAAACAUGAGGUCAAGCUCUUGAUAGACAAACUGGAAGAGCGGUUCAGAGUGAACCGCAGAGAGCUGAUAGCCUUCGAGUUCCCCGUCCUGGUGGCGUUAGAGUUCAACCUGCACCUGCCAGAACACGAGAUCAUGCCCCACUACAGACGGCUGCUGCAGACUUCCUAGCAUUAGUGACCCAUCAGGAGGAUGACCACCAGACUCUCCUCCUGAUCCCUCUGCUUCCCACGGUAUCCAUCCUCCCCACCCCUCUCCUCAGUCUGAUAGCUGUAAGGUACCGCUGGCCCUUCAUCACUACCGACAACAUGCUCCUUCCUCUCAGAGACUUGAAACCAGCCAAAGGGACACACAUUUCUAAAACGUUCCUCCAUCGUUUGACUUCAUCAUCACUACACAGACUUCUGAAAGAAAAGAGUCAACAGUCUGCAAGCAAGUCAUUUUUCUAGUUUGCAUGUUUUCACACGUCUUCAUCUCCACUUUGUAUAUUUUAGACCUCUCUUGUUGAUUAAGAGAGCUUUGAAACUGAUAGCGAGCUUCGUUUUUUUUUUUGCAACCAAUGAUUGUAACAUUUUUAUCAUCUCUUUUCAUUAAUCUCAUUCUUGUAAGCUUUAGUAUGAUUGGUUGCCUCCUGGCCUGCGGGGGGGAGAUUUCAAUGAAAGCCUUUAAGUGGCUGGUUUUGGCUGGACUUCUUCUAUUCCUCAGAGUGACUCAUCCGUUCGCAAGUCAUCGUCUUAAAAGUGCACUUUUUGAAUAUUGCGAGAGACACAACGGGGGGAGGGGGACAUUUUUUCAGACUUUUAACGAGCUUGGGAACUAACCCUGAAAAAUAAGCUGUGUUCAUAAGCACCACACACACACAAGUCAUUUGAAUGGACCUUUUGAAUGGUUUUUCUCUCUUUUUGGUUUAUUCCAGAUUUUCUAGCCACAAACUAUCUGCAUGAAUAGUAUUGAUUGUUUGUACACAGGUACUUGCAGACAAGAUGGGACUUCCUAUUUUCACUGAAGUAUUCCAUUCAUUUUCUACCAGUCAAAUGCUUGCUAUGGACGUAUGGAGACCAGACCCACUUUUAUCAGUGUCGAAUUUCCUGUGCUCUAUGUUAGAGUGUAUUGCUAGCACAUUUACAGUGCUAUAAUGGGGUCAGGAUGGUAGUUUUUGAAGUCCAUGAGUGCAAAAAUGCCAUAAAGCAGUGAUCAGGAUUAGCAGCGGAGUGGCAGCAGGGUGCUUUAUUGUUAAGAGAAAAAUGUCCAUCACCUAGAGGAUGUGGGCGAAGACCCCGUGCCAGUAAGUGCACUUGAGCAAGACACUGAAUCCCAAAAGGCUUUAGGGGACAUGUCUGUUUAGUUGACCUGUCCUCUGAUCGAGGAGAACCUAAACGAGAUCCCAACAGGGAUCAAUCAUGAAUCUGCGUAUAACUUGAAUCAGCAUUUAUUGAUUUUAAAUCUUGAGGUUUUUUUUUGUUUUUUUUUUUAAAGAAAAACCAACUGCAAUGUGACCAAUUUUAAAAAAACAACAACGUAUUAUUCCAUUUAUUUGGCAUGUGUUUCAACUUGAUUUUCUUUUUUAAUUAAUUUUGAAAUUAUCUCACACAAUACCACAGAGUAUUGAGAGGCCACCAAAUCAGAUACGUACAGUAUGGCCUACUUUUUAAAAAAAUAUGGUAUUUAAUGCUGCUUCAAGUAUUGAUAGUAUUGAGUUGAAAUGAUCACAACGUUAAACCAAAUCGUAAUGAGAAAAGCAUGGACUGUGCUGAUUUAAGGUGGGGGGAAAAAAAUACUGAGCUUAUUUCUGUUUGCAAGCCCAAAGACUUCGCGAUAAGAUGCACAUUAGAGACUCAUGGGCGACACUUAUUACCUGUGUAUGUUUGUAAAUAAAUUGCUUUGCUUGUUGAAUCAAAA
Larimichthys crocea (large yellow croaker) is the source of this 3614-nucleotide messenger RNA. It is a transcript of the gene cables1, whose product is annotated as Cdk5 and Abl enzyme substrate 1. The transcript is spliced from 10 exons. The record is from RefSeq and is a predicted model, not a curated record. Bases 237 to 1886 code for a protein of 549 amino acids. Gene Ontology annotation, cellular component: cytosol. Gene Ontology annotation, biological process: nervous system development; regulation of cell cycle. NCBI's taxonomy places the organism in Eukaryota, Metazoa, Chordata, Actinopteri, Sciaenidae.